AUGUAUGAACUGUUGGGAAGAGUGACUGUUUUGGUGACAAUCGUUUGGCUGUUGGUUAAGGUUUGUCGCGGACUUUGGACUUCAUUUAUAGCCAAUGCGUUGGGUUUGGGAGUGAAGUGGUGUCCGUCGGACAACACGUGGGCCGUCAUCACCGGUGCCACCGAUGGUAUCGGCAAAGCGUACGCCAAACGGAUGGCACAAAUGGGAUAUAAUUUACUCAUUAUUAGCAGAAAUGAAGACAAACUCAACAAAACGAAAGACGAGAUUUUGUCGAAAUACAAGAAGUGCUCUGAAGUGCGAAUACUGGCCGUCGACUUCACCCGAAGUGAUAUAUACGAGCGCUUGGAGGCGACCAUCGGUGCGUUGGACGACAUCCAUGUGUUGAUCAAUAAUGUGGGCAUUUCUUACGCAUACCCCGAAUACUUCACUCAAAUACCACAAUCGCAGCAAUUGAUUGAAUCCAUAAUCAACUGCAAUAUCAUUGCAAUGACGCGAAUCAUUGAAAUGGUUUUGCCCAAAAUGGAGGCCAAAAGACGGGGUGUAAUCAUAAACGUGUCCUCGUAUUCGGCUUCAUAUCCAAUGCCAUUGCUUUCACUGUACGCUUCGUCCAAAAUAUUUGUGGAUUUCCUCUCUCGAGCUCUUCAGGUGGAGUACGCGUCCAAAGGGAUUACCAUUCAGUCUGUAUUACCCGCUUAUGUGAUGACAAAUAUGAGCAAAAUUCGUCGCUCGUCUCUAAUGGUUCCGACACCUGAUGUAUACGUGAGUCACGCCAUGAAGACUGUGGGCAUCGAGAGCCGCACUUACGGCUAUUGGCCGCACAAACUCCAGGGCUUUAUUCAGGACUCCAUUAUCUCCAAUACACUCGGAUCUGAUUUCAACAUUAAGUUGGCCUUCAAUGCACUCAAAGACGUCCGCAGAAGAUAUUACAAGAAAGAGGGCCUCAAAGAGAAAGUGAACUAA
Molecule: messenger RNA, 960 nt
Organism: Medioppia subpectinata
Lineage: Eukaryota; Metazoa; Arthropoda; Arachnida; Sarcoptiformes; Oppiidae
Source: the annotation of a GenBank genome assembly